AUGCCUAAAGAAUCAGUAGUAUUAUCGAUAACGAGCCUAUUAGGCUGGUUAAAAUUUUCUAUAUUCGCUGUAUUUUAUACAAAUUUUAUUGGUCAAUCUAUCUUUAAAGGUGAUCCCAAUGCAGCUGAAAAUUCAACAGCUUUACAACAUUAUAAUGCCGGAGUAAGAUAUGGCAGUUGGGAUUUAGCGCUGUGCACUCUUGCCACUACACUUUACUCCAUCAUAGUGAGGCAAUUGAGCUUUUAUUGUAAUGCUAAAUAUGUCAAUGCUGUAGGAUUUUUACUUAUCAGUAUCGCAACCGUAGUCAUGGCUUUCUUGGAUAACGUUGUACCUGUCAUAUGUCUUGCUAGUAUGCAAGGUGUUGGCUUUGCUUCCAUAUUUACUUUGCCAUUUGCAAUAUUGGAUUCGUAUCGUGAAUAUUUCGUUGUAAAUUUAAGCAAUAUCAUCUGCUACUUUAAGUUGGAGCGAAGGGAUAAAAGAUGGUUCUUGAGAGAUUAUGGAAUAGAUAUCUCUAUUCUUAUAAAUUCAUCUCUGUUAUGCUUUAUUAUCAUUAGCUUUGCCGGUAGAGUAUUAAUUGCAGUUACUCAUUCUCCCAGAUCGGCUAUCGUUCUGUCUGCUGGGUGGCUAUAG
Molecule: messenger RNA, 630 nt
Organism: Trichoplax adhaerens
Lineage: Eukaryota; Metazoa; Placozoa; Uniplacotomia; Trichoplacea; Trichoplacidae
Exons: 3
Coding region: 1-630 (209 amino acids)
Cellular component (GO): membrane
Molecular function (GO): sucrose:proton symporter activity
Source: RefSeq, a predicted model, not a curated record